Hepatospora eriocheir is the source of this 1035-nucleotide messenger RNA. NCBI's taxonomy places the organism in Eukaryota, Fungi, Microsporidia, Hepatosporidae. The record is from the annotation of a GenBank genome assembly.
AUGUUGAAAGAAUCAAAUGAAAUUACACAAGAAUAUUUUUUAGCAUCAUCUUCAACUGAAUGUAUUGAUGAGAUAGAAGACGGUGAAAUAGCAGAUACAUACAUUCCGUUUGAAAAUUCGUAUUUAAAGAAGAUUUAUAGUAAAAGGGACAAUGUUCUUAUUGGAUUAGAUUACCAUCAGCCAAAUGUUGAUGAAUUUACAAAUUCAAACAAAUUAAAGAUGUUUAUUAACAAAUAUAAACAAUCACUUGACAAAACUAUUAUAUCAAACUCACAAGAAUUUUUUCUAAAUAACAAAUUAAAGAUGUUGCUUAAAUAUGUCAAUUAUGAAAGUUAUAAUUUCACUCUUUUAAAUGAAUAUAACGAUAAUUUAAAACCUUUAGUUUUAAAAUCGGAUAAAGGUAUGCACAUUGUAUCUACAAAAUCUACUAAUUAUAACUACAAGGAAGAUUAUAAAAAAUUUUAUGAAAAAAUUGUUAAAAGAAAUGAAAAGGUAUUUGAUAAGAAGCCAAUAAUAAUUAUGAAAACUGAAUUUAUCGACAAAGUUACAGAUAGUUCUGCAUUUAUAUGUUUUAAAGUAGAAGAUAAGAUGAUUGUAUUUAUAGAUGUUUAUUAUAACGAGAUAGAAUUUUUUAAGGGUCUUGAGUUGAGUAGUGAGAAUAAAGUUAAAAAUGGGUCGUUUUGUUAUAAUAAAUAUGAUGUUAAGGAUAACAAAGGACAAGGAUUUAUACUAUUUCUAUAUUCAGACACCACAUUUAAGAAUGAUAAUGAAAACAUUACAUUUGAUCGAAUAUCUUUUUAUGGUGACGGUGUUGAGUCUUUUGGCAAUACAAAGACAAUUUAUGCCAAUAAUUCAAUAUUUAUUAAAUCAUUUGAAAAGUAUAAUUAUAAAAAUAUUUUGGAUUAUUUAUGUGGCUUAAACACAAUGGAAAAUGGUGAUUAUGUGCUUAAUAGUGGUAAUUUAUAUGAAAUUAAAGGUGAUGGUGAUAGUGUUUUAUUUAAAGGUUUUGACUAUUCAUUAUUGGUAGAGGAUUAA